Molecule: messenger RNA, 639 nt
Organism: Protopolystoma xenopodis
Lineage: Eukaryota; Metazoa; Platyhelminthes; Monogenea; Polystomatidea; Polystomatidae
Source: the annotation of a GenBank genome assembly
AUGUUCCAGAUAGAUGAUGAGGCUAAUUUCUAUUAUUCCCCGGAUGCCGGCGAUCUAACGAGCUGGACGCAGCGCAAGCACUCAGCUAACUACUGGUACGGCCAAAGUAGCUCUACCUCUACUUCCCAUUUUUCUUCAUCUACCACCAACACCACUGCUUCGACUACUACCAAGAACAGCAAAAGUACUAGCCCUACAAGAAAGGAAACCACUGACAAAGAGCAAUUAGCUUCUAAUUCUACUAUAGAUGUAACUUCAUCUGCUUGUUCUGGUCUGGCAAAGCAACAAUCUUCUUCCCAAAUUUUGCGGCCAACAUGGUGGCAGCCGCUAUGGCGGCGCUGUGAUGACAAAUUUUUUUGGAAUCGACAGCUGCUAUCUGAGGCGAUUGAGAGUGCCGAAUGCCAAUUGCAGCGGCUUGGCCUACCUCCAGUUGGCCUGCGCAAGCUGCAGCUACGUCAACGUCGAGUCCCUGACUCUAGCGAUAGCUUAGGAGCUGACGUUGACGUUGAUGAUUCGCUUGAUGAAAAAAAGUUGGCUACUGCCUUGCAAGAUUUGGAACGUAUCCUUACUCAGGUGGGAACCUAUUUAUUUCUUGGGCUUUUCUUAAUCCAAAGUGGUGAACAUUUAAAGAAUGUUUGA